This is a messenger RNA of Trichoderma breve, 753 nucleotides long. Its product is annotated as RTA1 like protein domain-containing protein. The transcript is spliced from 2 exons. Gene Ontology annotation, cellular component: membrane. Lineage: Eukaryota; Fungi; Ascomycota; Sordariomycetes; Hypocreales; Hypocreaceae. The record is from RefSeq and is a predicted model, not a curated record. Bases 1 to 753 code for a protein of 250 amino acids.
AUGUCAGGCAUAUGGCAGGUCUUGACGUACAUCUUCCGCACGAUUAGCAUCCAGCAACCCGACUCUUUCAACUACUAUGCUGCCUGGUUUGUCCUCAUUCUCGUUGCGCCACUUUGGACAAACGCCUUCGUCUACAUGGUGUUCGGUCGCAUGGUCUGGAACUAUACAGACGAUCGUCGCGUGUGGCGGGUAAAGGCGCAGCAUUUCGGUUUCGUGUUUGUUCUCUUGGACAUUGUAUCAUUCAUCAUCCAAGUGUACGGUGCUGCCAGAGCCACAACGAAAGACGCACCGACAGAUAAGGUGCUUGAGGGAUUGCACAUAUACAUGGCUGGUGUUGGGAUACAACAACUAUUCAUUCUCAUCUUCUGCUUGUUUGCGUUACGGCUUCUACUCCGAGUACGCAAAGAAAGUAACGAGAAGGCCAAGUUAACAAAGUUAAGCCCCGCUAUGCUGCUCCUCUAUACUCAAUUUGUUGUAUUGGCUUUAAUUUCACUUCGAAUUAUCUUCCGCAUUUGCGAAUACGCCCAAGGACUCGACAGUACUAUACCACUACACGAAGCCUACCAAUAUGCUUUGGAUUCGCUUCCCAUGCUUCUUGCACUUGUUGCCUUCAAUGUUGUACAUCCGGGACGAAUCAUGAGCGACAGUAAACCUGACCUACCGUCAUUUCGGAUGCAAGAAAAUCGCAUGCAAAUUGGAAGCGCAGACGCCGCACAACCAAUCGUUUUGAAUAGCUUCAGAAAAGACACAUAA